Molecule: messenger RNA, 3348 nt
Organism: Styela clava
Lineage: Eukaryota; Metazoa; Chordata; Ascidiacea; Stolidobranchia; Styelidae
Source: RefSeq, a predicted model, not a curated record
UUAAUAAUUUGAUUGUAGUAGCAAUGAAUUAUCCUGCUGUUUUUUGCUACAGAGUGGUAGUUUUUAUUCAGAGUAAGUGUCUAUUUUCGCGGCAAGAACUUUUGUUUUUCUCGUACUUUUUCCUUUUAAAAAAAUUUGGUGCAACUUAAAUGCGUAACGAGAGAAAAAAAAAGGUUAAGAACCACUGGCUCGGACAGAUUUUCUUGGACCAAUGCCGGAGGUCAAAAAAUUAUGCAGGUGUCAGUUCACACCGUUUUCAAAAAUGUAGUCCUCAAUGCUUGGAAAGAAAGAUGGAGUGAACAGAAAUGGACUUCAACAAUGAGAAAAUUACUACAGCCAGGGAAUGUUGUUGACAUGUUUCAUAUGGCUGACGUUCUCUUCUCUCAAGCAUUCAUCGGAAGCACACCUAAUACAGUUCUUCUUAGUUAUUUUAAUUACGGACUCAAAUCGGGGACUUUGUCUUAUGCAGCUAUAUUGACUGCCAUUUCUAAACAUGAGGAUCUUCAAAACACUGCUAGCAUGGAUUAUACUUUGAAUAUACUCAUGAAAUAUAUAGAAAAACUAAACAAGGGUCAAAUUUUAGAAGACAGCAUGGGCCUGUGCAAAGCUUUGCUUGUGAUUUUGCAAUGGCUUUUGAGAAAUAUUGAACAAUAUUUAAAAAGGGGUUCAGGAACUUCUGGAGUUGAAGCUGAGAAUUUGCAAAUUCAGAAAAACUGCUCAACUUUGCAUUCCUUAACUACAUUACCGAGAACUGCAUCUCUUCUGACUAUUGCAAGAUUUGAGGAGAGCAGUGUUUGGAGCCAUAUUGAAACUGAUCUCGCUGUAAUUAAGAAUGCUGCUGUUGGACAUAACAUGCAAAAUGAUGUUAAUGUAUCAUGUAAUAGUGUAUCUCAACUUGCUCGCUGUAAUACAAAAACAUCUGCAGUAUUCUGUUUGCCAAAAAUACAAGGAAAUGAAUCUCAUCAUGGCAUGUUGGUGAAUAUGUUUAUCCUCCUAGAAGGUGAAUGGAAUAAAAUGACUGAUCCUGAUACUUUAAUUCAACAAUUGCUGUUGCUCUCUCAACUUUGUGAUCUCAAUGUUUCAGAACUGUGUCUGGAUUUGAUACGAGCCUGUAUGAUGGGAUUCUUAGGCAGCAUUGAUGGAGAUAGGAAACACAAAUGGUCAUCUGUACUUUUUCUUUCACUUCCCCAACAUCUUAAAAGACUUAAAUCUGCUAUUGUGUCAGGAAAUGGUUCAGAUUUUAAAAAGCUGUCUUUAGAAACAGAUUUUGAAGAUGCGACGGCAAGUGCUUUUUCAGAAUUAUUGCAAUAUGACAGUCUUCUAGAUGUGUUAGACCAAAUUACUGGAAAUUGUGAUUGCCUAAGUUGGCUCAUUGAUCGUUGCCUAUCUUUCGGCAUAUUAAAAGAAGAUGCUGCAACAGAGCUGAAAACACGAAGAAGCAGCAUGGCCAAAGUUUCAUCGCAGCAUCCAACACACGCAGUAGAACCGAGCAAAUUGAUAAAAUACGAGGCAACUGCCCGUCAGUUACUUUCAGUCAUAGACACUUCUGCUGAUUAUAUUUCUAAACAAGAAAAUUUGCUUGCUACAUUGAGUCAAAUGUCAAGUAACUUUAAUAUUAUCUUGGCAAGUGGCUCAAUCACACACAAUGUACAAAAGUUUGCUAAAAAAUUAAUAUUGUUUAAUGAUGUUGUGAAAUCCAGCACUGCCGAAGGCGGUAAAAGUGCACAAAUGAGAUGUCUUCUUUUUGAUUUUACGCAUUUUCUAGUCUGCCAAAUUGCUGAACAGUAUGGAAAAAACGUUGUUUUAGGAUCUAUGGCAGACAUGGAUUCUAGUAAAUACUUUCUAUACAAAUGGAUAUCUGUUUACUGGCCUGAUGAUAGAGGUCAAAUAUUGAGAAAUAGUAAAAGCGAACUUGAUGUUGAUGACUCUCGUAUUAAAAUGUAUCUUGAAUUGUUACAAAACAAAAGGGAACGAACUCAAGAACAAUCGUGCAGUAUAAAAAAAUGGCAUGAGAUGUGCACCAAUUUGCCAAGAGCAUUCAUUGAAUUGGUAAAGGCAUGGCAGUACAAAGUUGUGAGCAAAGCAGAUGUGUUAGGUGCCUGUGAUGUCAUAUGUAAUAUAUUAUCAUUGUCUAUCAGACUGACUUGUCUUGUUGAAGUAGCCAAAUAUGCUUCAACCGUUCCAAAACUAUUCUGGAAGGAAUUGAAAGAAGUCGUUGAAAAACUUUCAACGCAUGGAUUUAUAUCGCCACCCGGUCAAGAAAUACAUGCAGCAAAACGUACAAACAUGUUUAAAGGUAUAUUGGAAGUGUUGAUGCCAAAUUCAAACCUACCUGGUGCACAGGAUAACGAGCCUGUGAAAUUUCCAGCUGAUGUUCUUUCCGAUUUAAUAACAGAGUGCAGAGAGACAGGCUGGAUAGGAAGAAAUAUGCUCUGUCGACUUGAAGCUGUUUUGAAGCGAUCCGGUGCCAAAUGGUUUUGCCAUCAACUUGUUUCACAGUUGUUGUCGCAAACUCGCAAAGAUAUUGUUGAACGAACAGCUACUGUUGUGGGUGGAAUAUUUUUGUUAGAUGUUGAGAGUUUUGUCAUUUGCUUGUUAAGACACGAAAUUCCGCACUAUUUGACUGAUGAAGCUGAUCACAUGAUUCUCUCUGCUCCUGCAGGAAAUGUUUUAGCACAGCUUGCUGUUAGCUGUCUUGCUAUAGUUCUUCAUAAUAUAUCUUUACAACAAAAAGCUUGCCUUUCACAAAAAACAGCAAAAGAGAAGCUAUCGCAUCAACUUCUAAUGUCUGGAAAAGAGUCAUUGGCUUCUCAUCAAGUACAUUUCCAAGAUGAAGUCGGACCCACUAAGUUGCGAAGACUUUUCAGUUCGACUGCAGAGCAUGAUUUGGCAGCAAGUGCGUUUUCAUCUAUACUUGGCCGCGAAAAUUCUGCCACAGCUCAGUCUAAGCAUUCUCAUGUAAGAGAACCAGUAUUGAGAGCACUUAGUUACGCAUUAGAUAUUAUGAAUAUGUCGCUUGCUGAACGACAACCAGGUCCUCAUAUUGACUUUGCAGUUUACUUCGUAUAUCUGGCAUCACUGUGUGGCGAAUUGGUUUCUCAAGCUGUUUUGCAGCUGAUGCCAUUAACCAUGGUCACAGAACUGGCUGCUAUGGCUAGUGAUGGCACUUUCAAAAUUUCCAAGUUUGAUAAAGAAUUUGAUAGUUUUAAUUUUGUGUUAUCUGUAUCUGACCUCGGCCACACUUUCAGCAGAAAAGUGGCUGCAAAGGCAAUUUGUCAAAUGGUUCUUCCCGAAUAAGUCGAUCAUGUUGGAACAUGCUCUUUAAAAUAUAUAUGAUAUCAAAGAAUA